AUGGCUCUUCCGAGUAUGCUGUUGCUGUUGUACGUGGUUGUUGGCCUUGUUGCAGCAAAGAUCCUCUACACAGGCCUGACAUGCCCGACCAAACACCUCCCAGGGCCCUGGUACACACGAUUCACGCACUACCGGCUCAAACGUGCCGUGAUAACCGGUCAACGCAUCUUCUACAUCGACUCGCUGCACAAGCGCUACGGUCCCAUUGUGCGGCUCUCCCCGACUGAAGUCGGAGUCGCCGACCUCGACGCCUUCAAGGAGAUCCACAAGAUAGGCACAAAGUACCUCAAGAGCGAAUGGUACCUCCGGCUUGCCAACUUCCCCAAGGCCGGCGUCUUCACCAUGCUGGAUCCCCGCGAGCAUGGCCCCCGUAGAAAGCUGCUAUCGAGAUCCUUCAGCCGCUCCUAUCUCUUGCAGUACUGGGAGCCCGUUGUGAAGGAAAAGGCGCGGCUGGCAGCCCAGAAAAUCAAGGCCGAUGCCAUGCAGGGCUCCGCAGACGUGUACAACUGGUGGAUGCUGCUCGCCUCGGACGUGAGCGCGCAUCUGGCCUUUGGCGACUCAUUUGGCAUGCUGGAAACCGGACAUACGAACCAAUUCAUGCGGGUACUGAAGAAACUCACCAUGGGCGCAGGCAUCAUGGUGGAGCUCCCCUUUCUGCGUAUCCUGCGCUUCGUGCCCAUCACAGCGGUCCAGGAAAUGUUCAACGCAAACGACUUUAUUCUGCAGGGCGCCAGCAAAGCCGUCGAAACCGCGCGUUCGCGCACGGGUGAAAACAACAUCUUCGCCAAGGUCAUCGAGGACUGCGAGAAGGAAGGCGACGGCCACAUUGACGACAUGGACGUCCGCAUCGAAGCCAUGAACGUCAUCAUCGCGGGCACCGACACCACGGGCGUCACACUCACAUAUCUGACCUGGGCCGUCCUGCAGCGCCCCCAGCUGCAAGCCGCGCUCGAAGCCGAAGUCGCGGCUCUAAACGACCAUUUCACCGAAAACGACCUCAUCGCCCUCCCCCUGCUCAACGCGGUCAUCGAGGAAACACUCAGACUCUACGGCGCGGCCCCAAGUAGUCUCCCGCGCGUCGUGCCUCCGGGCGGCGCUUCCUUUGCAGGCCACCACAUCCCACAGGGCGUAACCGUCGAUACGCAGGCGUACACGCUCCAUCGUGAUGCUAGCAUCUGGAGCGAUCCGUUGACCUUCAAUCCCAACCGCUGGAUCGCAUCUCCCAAUGAAGGCAUCGCAGAAGCACAUUCUCCCGCUGCGAAACUGGCUUUCCACCCCUUUGGCGCUGGCGCCCGCUCCUGCAUCGGCAUCCAUCUCGCGCGCAUGGAGCUGCGGUAUGCAUGUGCCUUUAUGUUUCGCGAGUGUGCGGGCGUGCGGCUGGCGCAGAGUACCACGCCCCAGAGUAUGGAGUUUGAGAAUUUCUUCCUCAUUGCGCCAAAAGCGCAUCGCUGCGAGAUUACGCUGAAACAGGACGACUGAAUCGCUAACGUUGAGACAUGUCGAUUGUGGUUGCGUUGAACCAAUGAGACACUGUUCUGAAAAACCCUGUUACUUAUCUUGAUUGCUUUUUUUUCUCUCUUUCCUUUUGGAACUCAUCAUUG
This is a messenger RNA of Exserohilum turcica Et28A, 1601 nucleotides long. RefSeq lists its product as uncharacterized. The transcript is spliced from 5 exons. Gene Ontology annotation, molecular function: iron ion binding; monooxygenase activity; oxidoreductase activity, acting on paired donors, with incorporation or reduction of molecular oxygen. Bases 1 to 1479 code for a protein of 492 amino acids. The record is from RefSeq and is a predicted model, not a curated record. Lineage: Eukaryota; Fungi; Ascomycota; Dothideomycetes; Pleosporales; Pleosporaceae.